This is a messenger RNA of Physeter macrocephalus (sperm whale), 1088 nucleotides long. RefSeq names its product arachidonate 5-lipoxygenase (gene ALOX5). Bases 99 to 1088 code for a protein of 329 amino acids. Gene Ontology annotation, cellular component: nuclear envelope. Gene Ontology annotation, biological process: linoleic acid metabolic process; arachidonate metabolic process; hepoxilin biosynthetic process. The record is from RefSeq and is a predicted model, not a curated record. The transcript has 7 exons. Gene Ontology annotation, molecular function: iron ion binding; arachidonate 5-lipoxygenase activity; protein binding. Lineage: Eukaryota; Metazoa; Chordata; Mammalia; Artiodactyla; Physeteridae.
CGCGCGGGGCGGGCGAGGGGCGGAGGCCUGCGGACCGGCGCUCCAAGGCUCCCAGUGCUCGCUGCGCCCUCGCCCCGCGGCCCUCGCUGCGCGCCACCAUGCCCUCCUACACCGUCACCGUGGCCACCGGCAGCCAGUUGUUCGCGGGCACCGACGACUACAUCUACCUCAGCCUCGUGGGCUCCGCGGGCUGCAGCGAGAAGCACCUGCUGGACAAGCCCUUCUACAACGACUUCGAGCGCGGCGCGGUUGAUUCUUACAAUGUGAUAGUUGAUGAUGAACUGGGCGACAUCCAGCUUAUCAGAAUCGAGAAGCGCAAGUACUGGUUCCAUGACGACUGGUACCUGAAGUACAUCACGCUGAAGACACCCUGCGGGGAUUACAUUGAGUUCCCCUGCUACCGCUGGAUCUCAGGCGAGAGAGAGAUUGUCCUGAGAGAUGGACGAGCAAAGUUGGCCUGUGAUGACCAAAGUCACAUUCUCAAGCAGCACAGACGUAAAGAACUGGAAACACGGCAAAAACAGUAUCGAUGGAUGGAGUGGACCCCUGGCUUCCCCUUGAGUAUCGAUGCCAAAUGCCACAAGGAUUUACCCCGAGAUAUCCAGUUCGAUAGUGAGAAGGGAGUAGACUUUGUUCUGAACUACUGCAAAGCGAUGGAGAACCUGUUCAUCAACCACUUCAUGCACAUGUUCCAGUCUUCCUGGAGCGACUUCUCUGACUUUGAGAAAAUCUUCUGCAGGAUCAGCAACACUAUUUCUGAGCAGGUUAUGAAGCACUGGCAAGAAGACGUAAUGUUUGGCUACCAGUUCCUCAACGGCUGCAACCCUGUGUUGAUCCAGCGCUGCACGAAGCUGCCAGAGAAUCUCCCGGUUACCACAGAGAUGGUGGAGUGCAGCCUGGAGCGGCAGCUCACCUUGGAGCAGGAGGUUGAGCUAGGGAACAUCUUCAUCGUGGACUUUAAGCUGUUGGAUGGCAUCGAUGUCAACAAAACAGACCCCUGCACUCUGCAGUUUCUGGCUGCGCCCAUCUGCUUGCUGUACAAGAAUCUGGCCAACAAGAUUGUCCCCAUUGCCAUCCAGGUAGGCUGA